Messenger RNA from Camelina sativa (false flax), 719 nucleotides. RefSeq lists its product as uncharacterized. The record is from RefSeq and is a predicted model, not a curated record. NCBI's taxonomy places the organism in Eukaryota, Viridiplantae, Streptophyta, Magnoliopsida, Brassicales, Brassicaceae.
GUCUCCGGGGAGAUUGUUCUCUUCGCGCGUUGCGUCUGCUUCUGCUUCUGCGUCUGCUGCGGCUGUAACAUCGAGUUCUACGAAUAGAUUUGAAGCUUUAGAAGAGGGGAUUGAAAAGGUCAUUUAUAGUUGUAGAUUCAUGACGUUUCUUGGAACAUUAGGAUCGUUGCUCGGAUCGGUUCUCUGUUUCAUCAAGGGAUGUAUGUAUGUUGCAGACUCGUUUUUGCAGUACUCGGUGAAUCGUGGGAAGGUGAUAUUACUUUUAGUUGAGGCCAUAGAUAUAUAUCUCCUAGGAACUGUGAUGUUGGUAUUUGGACUGGGACUUUACGAGCUGUUCAUUAGUAAUCUCGACACUUCAGAAUCGAUUUCACACGAUAAUGCUUCCAAUAGAUCGAGUCUCUUUGGCAUGUUCACCUUAAAGGCGAGACCUCAAUGGUUAGAAGUGAAAUCGGUUAGUGAACUGAAAACGAAGUUGGGACAUGUAAUAGUGAUGCUACUGUUGAUUGGUUUGUUUGACAAGAGCAGGAAAGUAGCCAUAACUUCAGUCACGGAUUUGUUAUGUAUCUCUGUCUCUAUCUUUUUUUCUUCUGCUUGUCUCUUCUUGCUCUCUAAGCUCCAUGGGUCACAUUGAGUUAAUGGUGUUGUCCCUUAAUAAAAGAAAACUUUGUAUAUGAUGUGUAUAAUGUUUUUAGCAAAGCUUCAUUUUCUCUUUUUUUUUU